UCUUCGGCCAGGCUCGGCCGCGGCCCCGGAAGGGCGCCCAUGGAGCCGGGACUGCCGGCUCGGCCGACAGCUAUGGCGCCACUGCUGGAGUAUGAGCGGCAGCUGGUGCUGGAACUGCUGGACGCGGACGGGCUGGUAGUGUGCGCCCGCGGGCUCGGCGCGGACCGGCUCCUGUACCACUUCCUCCGGCUGCACUGCCACCCGGCGUGCCUGGUGCUGGUGCUCAACACCCAGCCGGCCGAGGAGGAGUACUUCAUCAAUCAGCUGAAGAUUGAAGGAGUUGAGCACCUCCCUCGCCGCGUAACAAAUGAAAUCACCAGUAACAGUCGCUAUGAGGUCUACACACAAGGAGGGGUGAUAUUUGCAACAAGUCGAAUACUUGUGGUCGACUUCUUGACCGAUAGAAUACCUUCAGAUUUAAUUACCGGCAUCUUGGUGUACAGAGCUCACAGGAUAAUUGAGUCUUGUCAAGAAGCCUUCAUCUUGCGCCUGUUCCGCCAGAAAAACAAGAGUGGCUUUAUUAAGGCCUUCACAGACAACGCUGUCGCCUUCGAUACUGGUUUUUGCCACGUGGAAAGAGUGAUGAGGAAUCUCUUCGUAGGGAAGCUCUACCUGUGGCCAAGGUUCCAUGUAGCAGUAAACUCGUUUUUAGAACAGCACAAACCUGAAGUUGUAGAAAUUCACGUUUCUAUGACGCCUGCCAUGCUCGCCAUACAGACCGCCAUACUGGACAUUUUAAACGCGUGUUUGAAGGAGCUCAAAUGCCAUAACCCGUCCCUCGAAGUGGAAGAUUUGUCUCUAGAAAAUGCUAUUGGAAAACCCUUUGACAAGACAAUACGCCAUUAUCUGGACCCUUUGUGGCACCAGCUUGGAGCCAAGACUAAGUCUUUGGUUCAGGACUUGAAGAUAUUACGAACUUUGCUGCAGUAUCUCUCUCAGUAUGAUUGUAUCACAUUCCUUAACCUUCUGGAAUCUCUGAGAGCCACAGAGAAGGCUUUUGGUCAGAAUUCAGGUUGGCUCUUUCUUGACUCCAGCACCUCGAUGUUUGUAAAUGCUCGAGCAAGGGUUUACCAUCUUCCAGACACCAAAAUGAACAAAAAAGGCAAAAUGUCUGAAAAAACAGAGAUUAAAGAAGAACAAGAAACAAAAAAGGAACUGGUGCUAGAAAGCAACCCCAAGUGGGAAGCAUUAACCGAAGUACUGAAAGAAAUUGAGGCAGAAAAUAAGGAGAGCGAAGCCCUUGGUGGUCCAGGUCAAGUACUCAUCUGUGCAAGCGACGACCGCACGUGUUCCCAGCUGAGAGAGUACAUCACUAUCGGAGCAGAGGCCUUCUUGCUGAGGCUGUACAGGAAAACCUUCGAGAAGGAUAGCAAAGCUGAAGAAAUGUGGAUGAAAUUCCGACGUGAGGACAGCCCGAAGAGAAUGGCGAAAUCGAACAAAAGGCCUAAAGACCCCCAAAACAAACAGAGGGCUGCCACCAAAGAAAGGACUCUCAAAAAGAAAAAGCGAAAGUUAACCUUAACUCAGAUGAUGGGAAAGUCUGACGAACCGGAAGAGGAAGGGGAUGUCAAGGAAGGCGGGCCUAGAGACAUAGGCAGUAGCCCAGAAAGCUCCUUAGAAGAAAUUAAGCACGAGGAAUUUGACUUGAACUUGUCCUCUGACGCCGCAUAUGGAAUCCUGAAAGACCCACUCACCAUCCUCCAUCCGCUCCUGGGCUGUAGUGACCCCUACGCUCUGACAAGGGUUCUCCAUGAAGUGGAGCCAAGAUACGUGGUUCUGUACGAUGCCGAGCUCACGUUCGUUCGCCAGCUCGAGAUUUACAGGGCGAGCAGGCCUGGGAAGCCUCUGAGGGUCUACUUUCUGAUAUAUGGAGGUUCAACCGAGGAACAGCGCUAUCUCACUGCUUUGCGGAAAGAAAAAGAAGCUUUUGAGAAACUCAUAAGGGAGAAGGCCAGCAUGGUGGUCCCUGAAGGGAGGGAAGGUAGGGACGAAGCAAAUCUGGACCUGGUAAGAGGCCCCGCGGCUGCAGGCGCUGCCGUGGACACCCGUAAAGCAGGUGGCCAGGAACAGAACAGGACGCAGCAAACCAUAGUCGUGGAUGUGCGGGAGUUCCGCAGUGAGCUCCCCUCCCUGAUCCACCGUCGGGGCAUCGACAUUGAACCCGUGACGCUGGAGGUCGGAGACUACAUUCUGACCCCGGAGAUGUGCGUCGAGCGCAAGAGCAUCAGCGACCUGAUUGGCUCGUUAAACAACGGCCGCCUGUACGGCCAGUGCAUCUCCAUGGCCCGCUACUACAAGCGCCCCCUGCUGCUGAUCGAGUUUGACCCCGGGAAGCCCUUCUCCCUCACCUCCCGGGGCGCCCUCCAUCAGGAGAUCUCCAGCAACGACAUCAGCUCCAAACUCACCCUCCUCACGCUCCACUUCCCCAGACUCCGGAUUCUCUGGUGCCCCUCGCCUCACGCCACCGCCGAGCUAUUCGAGGAACUGAAACAGAACAAGCCACAGCCCGAUGCGGCCACAGCCAUGGCCAUCACUGCGGAUUCGGAGGCGCUCCCCGAGUCAGAAAAGUAUAACCCCGGUCCCCAGGACUUCUUAUUAAAAAUGCCAGGGGUGAACGCCAAAAACUGUCGCACCUUGAUGCAGCACGUGAAGAACAUUGCGGAACUGGCCAGCCUGUCACAGGACAAGCUGGCGGGCAUUCUGGGCAAUGCCGGCAACGCCAAGCAGCUCUAUGACUUCAUUCAUACCUCUUACGCAGAGGUCGUGUCCAAGGGAAAAAUGAGAAAGUGAACAGUGACAGCGGUCUUCUUGUCACGUGACUGUGCUUUUCAGCCGCUCUCUGCCGGUAUUCCUAGGCCCUGAUUAAUUAUUAGUUCAGAAUUUCCCUGUCUUCCAACACUUAAUGGCUGUGCCCUCUGCUGCCUGGCUCGGCGGACCAGAACCCAAGACUCCUCUUGGAACCCCAGGCCAGAGUCCGCAUGCUCCGCUAUUCAUUGAGGUGGGUCUGCGGGUGCUUCUAGAAGGCCCUUCUUGAAACAGGCACAGCAAUUUAUGUUUCUGACACAAACCAAAAGAACACGCAAUCAUGUUCUUGCCCUCUUCAGAGACACCCCAGAACCCAGAGAAAGAAACCCCUCUGCCAUCCCUCCCCAGUUCUCUCCACAUUGUCCUCAAACACAUUCUUCCAGCUUUCUGCCUCUAAGAGAAAUUCCUGGGGACUUUCUCCUGUGGGUGUAAGAGAGCCUCCUCUAAAUCUCACUGGUGCAUUUCCUAAUCCACUGAACGUAUGCAACAUGUACUGUGACUCGAUUGUGCAAAGCCAGUAGUUUUUAGACAUGAAUUCUCUCUUUCCAGAAAUUGAUGGUACAAGGGAAAGAGUCCUUGGAAUGCUCACUUUUUCAAAUAUUUAACCUCCUAACUGUGAUCUCUAAGCCUGAAUGGCCAAUUAGAGUCUCUUAAGACUUCCUGGUUCCUGGGCCUCUCUUCCCACACCCUGAGACCACCAGCGCCAGAGCUUCUCCCCAAGCAGUGUAAGCUCACCCUCCAUUCCCCCCUUCUCUGUCCCUGUGCCGAGCACAUCCUUGUGUCUGUGUGAGGACUUUCACACAAGCAAAUUGAGUGGCCUGCCAAGUCUUUAAGAUUUGGUUUUCCUUCCUGGAAUCGAGAUAAAGGAUUUAAAAAGUAAAUGGAAGAUCAGUGCAUAGACUAUCUUAAGAAAUACAUACCUACUUAAAAACUCACAAAACCAUCUCCUCCAUCUCAAACCUUCUGACUGGGUUAAGUUAGCUUUUUACUGAAGUGUACAUAUGGGGACAUUCAUAGCAUCUUUGUGCCAUUUUUAAGCUUUUAUAUUUCACCAUUAUUAACUUAGCUCUUAUUCUCCUAUCUAGUAAUGAGUAGUGAAUUUUCUACCUCAAGAGCUGAUGCAGAUAUAGACAUCGGUGCCUCUAGCUGUACUGCACAGUUCCACAUUUCCUCCAUGUCGCCCGUGUUUUUGUUCCUCACAGUGUUUGCGCUCAGAGUAGACACUAGACCAUGUAGCGCAAAAUGGUCUUCACCUUCACAGAUGUUCUUUCAACCGACCUCUCCAAGCUGAACCUCUCAUGUCGACUUCUUGCUCUCCUGGUAUGUUAACCUAUGUUAAUACUGCUAAAGUCGAUGUGGAUUUCAAACUCGAUACAGGGUAGCACAAGAAUGAAUUGAGGGGUAUCAGGGAACCAUGUUGUUCUAUGGAAUUCUGUACAGUGAUCUGAGGAAAGUAGAAGAGGACAGGAAACAAAAGUUAAAGGUAGAAUAAAGGAUCAGGCUUCUAAAUGUUGUCCGAGGGCUAAAUAGCUACCCCAGAGACUAGAAAACAAGAUGUCGGGUACAGAUGUUAAUUUUCACUUCUGUACGUGUGUAUUUAAGAGUCCAGUCCUAGUGAAAAGUACCUUAACAUCGAUACAGCGCCUCAAAAGGAGAUGGUUAUUACAAUUUUUCUUUACCCUCGUCUAGCGCUUCUGCUUGUGGUGUAUAGUUCCUGGUUUUUCUUGUAGAAUUCCUGGUUUUUCUUGUAGAAUUCCACCUGGCUUAUAUUGUCCUUUCACUGUGUAAGAGGCAGAUGGAACAUAGCACAUCUUUUCAUAUGGGUUUCACUCCAGUUUAAACUUUCAGAAAUAAGCUCUGUUCUUAAAGCCGCCAUAAAUAGCCCUUGUCGUCUAGUACAACGUGGAGAACACUCUUGGUUGUAUUUAGAGAGCCGGUGUCUCUGGCUCUCGGAUUCUGUUAUUUGCUGUUGUACGUACUAGACAUUUGAAGAUGUGCGCUGUCUCGUGUGUACUUGAAUUAUGAAUGGUAGUUUCUAAUGAACUCGAAAAUGGUCAUUAUAGAUGCAAGCCUCUCACUACCACUUCCCCUUCCGAGUAAAUAAAUAUAUUUUAAUGCAUCUGUAGUUGUGGAAAGCCUUCAGUACAACCCUCGUGUAUUGACUUUUGCCACAUCCUUUUACAGAUUUUUAUAAUCUAAUAAUCUUUGGCAAAGGAACUAAUGCAUGAAUUUGCAGAAUUAAUGUAUCACUUUAUUGUCGAGCAUCAUAUUGUUACCUUUGCCUUUUUUCUUUCAGAAUAGUAAAUAUACCAGUUACUUAUGUACUCAUGCUUAGCUUUUUAAAAAACUUUUUUUUAAAAACCUGAGUUCAGCAUUUUUCUAUUUUACAAGCUUUUUGCUGAUUUGUAAAAAUCAGACUGUGUGAAAGAGAAAAGAAAUCGUUUCCAACUUUGUUUAAAUCAUAGUGCCUCUUGAUAUUCUUUAAAAAUUAUACAGCAAGAAAUCAUUUUAUAUAGUAAUAGUGGCCAUAAAUAAUGUCCUGUUGGCAAGAAGUUGCCACUUUUUUCAGUUUGGGGCUCAGGAGACCGUAUGUCUCUGUGUGUUUGAGUACAUCCCGAAUGCAGUUUCCCAGCCCAAUGGGACUGAAAGUAAUUGUCCCAUUGAUCAACCCACUGGCACACAGAGGGUUAAGUCUAGAUUUGGUUGUGUUGAGAUAACAGAAUCUAGAAUGAAUGACUGGCCUUCAGCAGGAAAGUCUACACUGAAGCAAAUCUGAAGAUGUGGGUGGGGGAGAGAGGCAGACAUCAUUAGUCUUUGCUUUUGUUUUUCAAGCGUAAUUCGAUUUUCCUUUGGCUCAGAAAACUUCUUUAGGGAAAUUCUCUUCUCUUUUGUGUUCAGUUUAGCCUAAAAACGUCCUCUUAAAAACCAACAGUUUAGGAAAGUUCUUUUCUCAGUCUCGAAUACAUUAAAACGCAUCCAGACUUCAACGUGCGUUGUCAUUUUUCUUCAUAAUUUUGCUUUCUGUUUUGGUUUAUUGCUACUUCCUGUCCAAUUCCGAACCCCAGUACUUCACUGUCUUUAUCCACAGGUUUUUGGUAAGCCACCCUACUGCUCUUUUUUAAUUUAAGGGCAUGUAAGCCAAAAUUUGGGUGGGAGGGAGACAUAACUGAUUUAUAUCAAUUUGUAACAAGAAUUGUAUGUGAGUGUGUUUUUAAUAAAAUCUGUAUUUAUUCAGUA
Molecule: messenger RNA, 6042 nt
Organism: Lutra lutra (Eurasian river otter)
Lineage: Eukaryota; Metazoa; Chordata; Mammalia; Carnivora; Mustelidae
Gene: ERCC4
Product: ERCC excision repair 4, endonuclease catalytic subunit
Exons: 11
Coding region: 40-2790 (916 amino acids)
Biological process (GO): resolution of meiotic recombination intermediates; nucleotide-excision repair involved in interstrand cross-link repair; double-strand break repair via homologous recombination
Cellular component (GO): nucleotide-excision repair factor 1 complex
Molecular function (GO): damaged DNA binding; single-stranded DNA binding; single-stranded DNA endonuclease activity
Source: RefSeq, a predicted model, not a curated record